AUGAUCUCGAGAUCGUCUCUCGCGCAAACCGCGCAGCAGGCCGUCCGUCGGUCCUGCAGCGUCCAGCCCUUGCAGCGCCGCGGUUUUGCUGCCGCUGCCUCGACGGGAGCCUUCGAGACGGCGGAUGUGUCCGGGUUGAAGGUUGCUUCAAGGGAUGCUCACGGUCCUACUACCAAGCUUGCGGUUGUUGCCAAGGCUGGUACUCGAUACCAGCCUCUGCCUGGUUUGACCAACACCCAACGACGAUCUGCCCUCCGCAUUACUCGCGAGUCCGAACUUCUUGGUGGCCAAUUGAAUGCCUCACAUACCCGAGAAGCCCUCGUCCUCGAGGCCAGCUUCCUCCGGGAAGAUCUGCCUUACUUUGCCGAGCUUCUGGCCGAAGUGGUCUCAAUGACCAAGUACACCACCCACGAAUUCCACGAAGAUGUCGAGCGAGUUCUUCACAUUAAGCAAGCCGCCCUCAAUGCCAACGUUUCUGCCCUCGCCCUGGACAACGCUCACGCCGUCGCCUUCCACAAUGGCCUUGGUGCUUCCGUUUACCCCUCGUCCUCUUCGCCCGUUCAGAAGUAUCUGAACGAGGAGUACAUCGCUAGCUACGCCGAUGUCGUUUACUCUAAGCCCAACAUUGCCAUUGUCGCCGAUGGUGCCUCUACUGAUACCCUGACCAACUGGGUCGGCCAGUUCUUCAAGGAUGUGCCCGCCGCUUCCCAGAGCGGCCAGAGCCUCAAGACUGAGGCUUCCAAAUACUAUGGUGGCGAGCAGCGAACCAGCCACCCCGGUGGUAACUCCAUGGUCAUUGCCUUCCCCGGAUCUGAUGCCGCCGGCUCCAAGCCCGAGAUUGCCGUUUUGGCCGCUCUGCUUGGUGGCCAGCCCACCAUCAAGUGGGCUCCUGGCUUCAGCCUUCUCUCCAAGGCUACUGCUGGAGUGUCUGGUCUCUCUGUCUCCGCUUCUAGCUUGGCUUACUCUGACGCUGGUCUCCUGACUGUCCAACUGUCUGGUACUGCCGCCUCUGUCCGCAAGGGUGCUGAGGAGACUGCCAAGGCUCUGAAGAGCAUCGCCGACGGCACUGUUGGCAAGGAUGAUAUCACCAAGGCCGUUGCCAACGCCAAGUUCAACAUUCUCGAGAAGGCUCAGCUGCGCUCCCCCAGCCUUCUGCAAGCCGGCUCUGGCCUCGUGAACAGCGGCAAGGCUACUGACUUGGCUGCUCUGGCUAAGGGUAUUGAUGGUGUUACUGCCGACAAGUUGAAGACUACUGCCAAGGCCCUCCUGGAUGGCAAGGCCACUGUUUCCACGGUUGGUGAUUUGUUUGUGCUGCCAUAUGCUGAGGAGAUUGGCCUUCGGGUAUAA
This is a messenger RNA of Pochonia chlamydosporia 170, 1347 nucleotides long. Its product is annotated as cytochrome b-c1 complex subunit 2. Bases 1 to 1347 code for a protein of 448 amino acids. Gene Ontology annotation, cellular component: mitochondrion. The record is from RefSeq and is a predicted model, not a curated record. Lineage: Eukaryota; Fungi; Ascomycota; Sordariomycetes; Hypocreales; Clavicipitaceae. The transcript is spliced from 4 exons. Gene Ontology annotation, molecular function: metal ion binding.